AUGGAGAGCUGGCCCACUGGAUCCCUCGAAGACCUAAUGACAAUGGCGCUGCUGGAGGAGAAGAUCGCGUUUGUGAAGUUGUUUGCUGUAAACGGCCUGGUGAUGCACGAGUAUCUCACCGUAUUUAACCUACGUCACCUCUACAACGCCAGCUGUGAUCCCAACACCCACCUGACGAAGCUACUGCAUCGCACGACUCGCAGCAAGAGCUUCCACCUUUGCCACGUCCACCAGCUUCUGAUUGCCCUCUUGGGGCAGCACAACGACGCUGCUUACACUUCCGAUACACCCACAGCGGCCUUGGAGAACUCAGCCAUCAACUACUACACCUUUGAGGACCCGUAUCAAGAACUGUUUCUGUGGGCCAUCUUGAGUGGGCGUGGCCAGUUAGCCCGCUACUUGUGGGAACGUUGCAACUCUCCGCUCACUGCAGCAGUGGUUGGCAGCGCCCUCUACCGCGCGCUCUGGAACUCUAUUGGCGCCAAGAACACUGAGGUGCGGAACCGGUACAUUUUCCACUCGGGGGAGUUCGAAAAACUCGCAGUAAAGCUGAUGGAAGAAUGCUACUCCGAUGAUCCCGUCAACGCCAUGGGACUUGCCGAGCGUCGCUGCGCAAAGUGGGGCGACCUCGACAUUCUUGACCUCGCUUUCACAGGGAACGAGAUGAACUUCAUCUCCUCGUCAUGCUGCCAGGCGAGCGUCGACCUGAGCUGGAGGCGAGGCAUGAUCCGAUGCUCCACCCUACCCUCCAUCAUCACCAUCGUCAUGCCAUUCCUGGCCUGGACCAGGUUCUUCAGUUUCCAGAAGUUGGGGGACAACGGCGGGGAACUGACCAAAUUCCAGAAGCUGAUCGUCUUCUAUAAGAGCCCCAUGACGAAAUUCUACUCUCACUCCUUGGCAUUUGUGCUGUUCUUGACGCUGUACGCUUACGUCGUCUUGUUCGACUUCCGCUAUCUGAUGACCUCGACUGAAAAGUUCUUGCUUUUCUGGAUCUUUACCUUCAUGCUUGAAGAAAUAAGUGAACUGGCACACCAGCAGUCCAUCUCAUUCUACGGUAAAGUCAUGACUUGGUACGAGUCCGUGUGGAACAGAUUUGACUUGAUCGCCUUUAUCUUCGCGUCGGUAGCUCUAGGAUUGCGGAUGACACGCAAUACCUUCAGUUACGGCAGGAUUGCGUACGCAUUCAACACGGCAAUCUUCUUCUGUCGAGUACUCAGAAUAUACCACGUGCAUUUCCGACUUGGCCCAAAGCUGGUCAUAUUCUACAGAAUGCUCUCCGAAGUGCUGAUGUUCAUGGCGUUGCUGAUAGUGUUCAUCCUCGGCUACGGACUGUCAGCUCAGUCCCUCCUACGUCCGUCCCCCAGUCGUGGACUGGACUCAGACUCCAUCACGUCCACCAUCAAAGAUGUGCUUCUCACCCCCUACUGGCAGAUGUACGGAGAGCUCAUGCUGGAUAACAUGGAAGGCGAAGACAUAAACGUGUGCCACUUCGCUGGAGAGGGCGAGGAGCAGGUGUGUGAGAACCCUAAGGACUACACAUGGGCUGUACACAUCAUGAUGGUCUUCUACCUCAUCAUCGGCAACAUCAUGCUGCUCAACCUCCUCAUCGCCAUCUUCACGUACGUGUUCGACGAAGUGCACGAGAACAGCAUGGAGAUUUGGAAGUACGAGCGAUUUCGGCUGAUCAGAGAAUACGAUUCUAAGCCAGGACUCGUUCCCCCAUUUGUGGUUCUGGAACACAUCUACCGGUUCACCAAGUGGUUCUGGAAGUCAUACCUGAGGAGCAACAAGGAAAAUUUGGAAGACUUCAUGACGUCAACACUUCUGACGCUGCGGAUUUUCGAGAAGGAAUCCUUCAUUUCGUUCCUGGCCAAAAUCCAGCUCUCCCACGACGCCUCACUGGACCAGCGGGUGAACCGCAUCGCUGAGAAGAUCGACAUGAUAACUAAAUACGUCGAGCAGGAGCAGGAGCUCAGGGAAAUUGAGGAGGACUUGGAAUGGGCGACGCAACAACUGGAAUUGGACGAAGACCAAAUAGAGGGCAAACGAAGUUCCGAUGAUUCUUGUCGAGAAUCAUCACCCGAUCGCUCGAAGGAGAGGAGGAAAAAACGCAGUAAAUCGCGCCCAGACCAAAAAUCUCACCACAAAGACAAUGAAGAAAUAACAACUAGCAACACAGGUAAAGGGCUUUCAGAUUCCAACGAAGAGGACGACAAUGAAAAUUCCAGAACUAACGCCGUGCCUUUCAUGAGCGACCAAGCUCUUCGGAAAAUUUCUAUCCAGCGGAAAAUAUCGGUUGGGCGUGGCAGGAAUCCGCCUUUGUCGCUGGAUACGAACUUACAAUCAAUUCUGAAGAAAAAACGUGAAUCUGUAGCACAGAUACGCAGCUCUUUAAAGAUGAGCCCUGCAAGAAAAAUAACCAUCAAGAGUCUGCCCCGUGAAGAUAGCCACGACGUAGACGCCGACGAUGUUCUUGAUGAGGAACUUUCCGAGGAAGACAUGGAGAAGAAGUUAGAUCAUCUCAAGCACCAGCUCCACAACACCGCCAGAACCCUGCCAUCCACGUCCGCUUCCAUGAAGAAGCCAGUUGCUAAGAAUGUGUCACAUCAGCUUGGUGGAGGCUGGGACGGUGAACUGCACUACCCUAGUCGCCCCACGUCAGCGUCUUUACUACGUCAGUCAUCAGGUCGUCUCGCCAAGUCCGCGGCCUCUCGUCGGGCUCUGGCUUCACCAAGACAAAUUGCAAGUCAAGUCGAUGCUUUGAACACAAGAAUUGAGUGUCUUACUGCCAAUGUCGAGAAAUUCCAGGAACUUUUUGAACGUUUCACAAAAAAUGUGAAUGAAUCUAACCUGCAACUCCGGCCCCCGACAGACGGCAGACCAACAACUGACAAGACAUCUCUUGGCAAGCUAAAGCAAGAAGAGAAUUUAGAAUCAGGAGAUAAAAAUUCGGGAGGGCAAGAAAUUAAUUCAGGAGAGCAAAAAGUGAACUUAGGAGCACCAGAAACAAAUUUAGGAGCACCAGCUUCUUCAGGUAGCGAAAAACUCGAAAACGACGACGUCUCCAGCAGUAAAGAAGUUGGGCUUGAGCGACUAGAACAGAGAAAGAUGAAUAAAAAAGCGAAUAAGAAGUACAAUUAAUGUAAGUUUUGUAUAUGGAACUGCCAGUUAUUGAGGUACGUUAUAUAGUACCAAGAAUCUUGUGCAAGUGUUCAUUUAUGCUCGCAGAGAUAAUGCGAAUUUUCAGUGAAGAAAAUUUACUUAAAUGUAAAAACAUUUAUCGUCAGUUAAAUUCCGAAAAUUUGCGCAAACUUUAUGACCAGGAAAGUAUGAUCUUCAUACUAACUUUUGGAUCAGCUGUACAAUCAUCAGUGUUGGGUGAUUCAGAACCAAUUCUAUUCGCUAGUUUUUGUCCGAAUUUUCUCAUUUUUUUACCAAAAAUGCGUGAAAAAUAGUUCAACAAUAUACUCAGGAAGCAACUCUCAGGAAAUUGUAUGUGUCAUAGUGUCCAAAAUAAUGACCCAAUUACCCACAGUGCAAGCAGAGAGCGAAAGUAGCACUGACACUCUCUUUGGAAUACCAAAGUGGGUGCAUCGCUUUUUAAAAAUGUCUCACUCAUUUCGCUGAGUGAACGUUUCCAAAAAAAUGAUUUGUGAAAUUUACACCCGCUCGAAAAUUGCUGUUUCAAUGACAAAAAUAAAA
Hyalella azteca is the source of this 3702-nucleotide messenger RNA. Its product is annotated as transient receptor potential cation channel subfamily M member-like 2. The record is from RefSeq and is a predicted model, not a curated record. Gene Ontology annotation, molecular function: ligand-gated calcium channel activity. NCBI's taxonomy places the organism in Eukaryota, Metazoa, Arthropoda, Malacostraca, Amphipoda, Hyalellidae. The transcript has 15 exons. Gene Ontology annotation, biological process: calcium ion transmembrane transport. The coding region runs from base 1 to 3141 and encodes 1046 amino acids. Gene Ontology annotation, cellular component: membrane.